UUCGUCUAUGCCCCCAUGGUUGCAUGUCUGUACUCUGUCACUUGUGAUCAUUUUGCCGCUUUCCGCUCAGAUAUAUUUACAACUUUUACUAGUUGUCUCUGGUGUUUGUAUCUUUGUUUUUGUACAGUAUUUAUGUAUGAGUUGUUUAGGGUAGAAAAAUACAUUAAAUAAAAUGGCUGUUAAUACAGAACAUUGUGAAAAACUCGAAGAACUGGUAAAAGAUAAGAAUAACAUAGUGACUGUACCCUUCUAUGCCGCAACAGCAAAUAUUCCUUGGGACGAGUCUCAAAAAGCACUGGAAAAGUUCUUUGAGGCUAAUAGGAAUUCAGGAAAAAUACAUGCAACUUAUGUUUUAAAUGGUAUCAGGAAGGACAAUGGAAAUGUGUCAGUUGUUCAAAUUAAGGAUGAGGCUUUAAAGCAACAAGAAAAACUAUAUGUAAAUGCCCCAGCCAGUGUUAUAUUUAGUAUUCAGAAAACAAAUGACAUAGACUUUAAUAUUAUAUCUUCAGUACAGCCUAAAUCAGAUGCCUUUAGUCAUGAAUUCAAAUCAGGUUUGGUUAUUGGAAAGAACUGUGUGAAAAGGAAACUUUUGAAGAAGGUGUUGCCCCCAUUGCCGACUGCCACAAUAAAAGGCAAAUCUACAGUAUUUAUGAAGCAGAACGGUUCGGACAAAAAGGCAAAUAAUUGUGAUAUAAAGGUUGGGAAAUCUGAAGCUACAUCAGCGGACAAUAAGUCAAACGGAAAGUCUUCAAUGUUUAUGAAGCAGAACAGCUCAGCCAAAAAGGCUAAUAAUAUUGAUAUAAAGGUUGAGAAAUCUGAAGUCACACCAGAACAUAACAAAACUCAGGCGAAUUCUAAGGGCAGUAUUACAAGUCUUUUCAAUAAGGCUGCUCAAGCUAAUGCAGCCAAACAAAAGGCUACUGAGCCGAAAGCUCUGCAAAGGAAUGAUGGUUUAUUAAAUUCCGUUACAAAGCAAGCCACUAAAGAAAUUGCACCUGAGACAGUUAAGCCCGAAGAAUUAAAAGUAGACGUUGGCGAAUGUAAUUCAAAUAAAACAAUAAAAACUGAACAUGGAAAGGUCCUGAAAAAGUCAGAUUUAUUUGAUUCAGAUACCGAUGAGGAGAUAUUUAAAGAUUUGGAAAUUCAUGAUUCGAAACCUGUUAAAAGUGAAGUUAAACCCGGCCCAAAGAAAACAUCAACAUAUCAAAAAAAUAAAAAGCGACCAAGUACUAGUUGCAAUGAUAAAUCAGCGAAAAAAAGGAGAAGAAUCAUUGUGGAGGAAUCUGAAAGCGAUGAUAUGUUUGCAUCAGAUCAGUCAGAAAAUGAAAUGGAAUCUGUGAAUGACGAACCAGAACCGGAAAAAGAUGUCAAGCCAAUUUUACCCAAAAAUAAACGGAGAAAAUCGGUGAAGAAAACCUACGAAGAUGAUGAAGGUUUUAUAGUGACUCAAACCGAGUACGUAUACGAAACAGCAUCAGAGGACGAAAAUGACCCAAACAAUAAAAUUCCUCGACCAGAAGAAAAGCCUCUAAAAAAUAAAACCGAGGAAAAAGUUGUUAAUAAAUCUGAAAAGGAAAUUAGCCCGAAUAAGGCUGCCAAAGGAAAGAAAUCUACCAAAAAAAUUCCUGCAGCAAAUCAAUCCACUCUCACUAGUUUCUUUAAAAGGAAGUAAGUGUCAUGUGUUUAGAAACAAUUAAUAUAUUAUUGCAGAAAUAAAUGUGUUUUGCUUUAAUACACAUUUCAAAAGCUAAGGAAUUAUUUUUCCAACCCGUGGAAGAACCCACAAGCGUAUCGACCGUAUUCAUUUAACUGUAUGCAUUAACUUACCUCAAUAGGACACCGAAGCAAUGAACCAUGCUUUAAUUUUUAAUACUUUAAUUUUUAAAAGUACGUAUAAACGGUUUGGAAAUAAAUACGUACCAGCGGAGAAGGAGGUAAUAAACGACCGAUUCUUAGCUUAGAUAAAGACAAAUACAUGAAUUCUUAGGUGUCUGUCUCUGUUAAAACCAAAGGUUGGUACGAGUUCCGCCACAAUAGUAUACAGGGUGAUUCACGGUCGAUGGCGUAUUAAACGUUUAAGGAGAAUCAUAGAUAAAGACGAGUAUAGAUUACCAACUCUCUAGCACAAUGUGGAAACAAUGUCUAUCCUACCGCCAUCUAUUAUGAACCUAGACACAACUGCGCCACGUCCUUUUUGCGGGGUUUGCGUCUCUACUACUACUGUUCAGGGUUUGCAUCCUUGCUAUUGUCGGCCUACCCAUUACUUAAAUUGGAAUUAAGAUAUGUUUAAUAUUCAGUUUGAUAUAUUUGUACAGAGGCAAGACUUGUUUCUGAUUUAUAAACAAAUUUAUCAAAUUGAAAAUAAACAUGCUCCUAAUCUCAAUUAAAGUACUGGGUAGUGAUUGGUGUUUGGAUAUGUUGAUAAUAAAAACUUCAUAAGCA
Molecule: messenger RNA, 2442 nt
Organism: Dendroctonus ponderosae (mountain pine beetle)
Lineage: Eukaryota; Metazoa; Arthropoda; Insecta; Coleoptera; Curculionidae
Product: nucleolin
Exons: 6
Coding region: 173-1672 (499 amino acids)
Biological process (GO): DNA replication; DNA synthesis involved in UV-damage excision repair; nucleotide-excision repair, DNA gap filling
Cellular component (GO): nucleus; delta DNA polymerase complex
Molecular function (GO): DNA-directed DNA polymerase activity
Source: RefSeq, a predicted model, not a curated record